Messenger RNA from Tuber melanosporum (Perigord truffle), 1090 nucleotides. RefSeq lists its product as uncharacterized. The coding region runs from base 159 to 872 and encodes 237 amino acids. NCBI's taxonomy places the organism in Eukaryota, Fungi, Ascomycota, Pezizomycetes, Pezizales, Tuberaceae. Gene Ontology annotation, cellular component: membrane. Gene Ontology annotation, molecular function: phosphotransferase activity, for other substituted phosphate groups. Gene Ontology annotation, biological process: phospholipid biosynthetic process. The record is from RefSeq and is a predicted model, not a curated record. The transcript is spliced from 5 exons.
CUAGUCCCCCCCCUCUCUAUCUUCCCUAUCAAACUCAGACCUUAUCUUGAAUCUUUUUUUCCUACCGGAAGAUCUCCUGGUUUUUGUAUACCCACUUGAGAUACGGAGUUUGAACUUUUUAUCUCCCAUUAGCACACUCUAAAAAAGGGACACGAACAAUGUCACGAAGAAACGGAACGGCCGCCGCCAAUGAGCAGAAGCCAUUGGUUUCACCAGAGGAUCAAGCAAAGGUAUCUGCGCUCGCUGACGAUGACCGACAUUUCUCCAUGAUCAGGGCGCUCCAUAUGGCCGAUCUCAUCACUGAGCUCAACGGUUUCUGCGGAGCGAUGAGUAUCUUUUCAUCACUGCGAUACUGUCUUGGUAGCCCUGACGACCUCACCCAACUUUGGCUCGCCAUGACUUUCAUGCCAUUCGGACUCUUCUUUGACUUUAUGGAUGGGAAGGUGGCUCGCUGGAGGAAGAAGAGCUCCUUGAUGGGACAGGAGCUUGAUUCCCUCGCAGAUUUGAUCUCCUUUGGCAUGGCCCCGGCUUCUUGUGCCUUCGCUCUCGGCUUUCGUACGUUCCUGGAUACCAUCAUCCUCACGCUUUUCGUUCUCUGCGGCCUCUCGCGUCUCGCGCGCUUCAACGUGACGGUUCAAUCUCUCCCCAAAGACGCUACGGGAAAGUCCAAGUACUUUGAGGGCACACCGAUCCCUACUACCCUCUCCAUCGUCAUGGCUAUGGCAUACUGGGCGCACAAGGGAUGGUACUUGGGCAACUUGCCUCUUGGCACUGCCGGAGCCGGGUUGUUGGAGUUCCACCCUGCAGUCUUGAUUUUUGCCGCCAGCGGUUGCGCAAUGGUCUCCAAGUCGAUACACAUCCCUAAACUUUGAGUAGACGUUCACCAUGUACGAAUGCUCUUGCUAUGAUUUUUGUCGACUUUCUUUUCUUAUGCCCUUGACCGAAAAAGAAAGUGAAAGAUACGAAAGGAAGGGACGACGAAUCGUUACAAGCAUAACGGGUGUUUUUUUUUUUUUUUUUCGUGGGGUGUCUGUCUUUGUGGUUUUGCCUCUUUUAUUUCUUUAUUUAAAAUAUAUCUCGUGGAGCAAAC